AUGGGCAAUUUUAAAAGUAGUCUAAAAGGAGACAAACAAAAUGGAACAAGUAUUAGUAAAAGCAUCGACAGACAAUUAAAGGCUGAUCAAAAGAGAAUGAAGAGGGAAGUGAAACUCUUGUUGCUAGGUGCGGGAGAAUCUGGAAAAUCAACAGUGAUCAAACAGAUGAGAUUGAUUCACGCCUCUGGAUUCAAAGCGAGUGAACGAGAGGGAUUUAGAGUCAUUGUAUUUUUAAAUGUAUUUUCAACUAUGCAAACAUUAUUAGAAGCAUUAGAAGUAUUAAAUUUACCAUUGGACGAUCCUGUGCUAAGAGAGUAUACAAAAUUAUUCAAACAAACGCCUUCAUUAGAAGAAAAUCAACCUUUUCCCGAGCUAUAUCUUCAACCACUCAAAUCACUCUGGAAGAAUGAGAGUAUACAAACUGCGUAUCAAAAGGGAAAUAUGUUUGCAUUACACGAUAAUAUAUCAUACUUUUAUGAUCAGAUAGAUAAUCUCUGGAGCCCGGGCUAUAAGCCAUCAGAUCAAGACAUCAUUCGGUGUAGAGCAAAGACGACGGGUAUAGUGGAGACCACAUUUCAUCUCGGUAAUCUGACUUAUCGCAUGUUUGAUGUGGGUGGACAAAGAAGCGAAAGAAAGAAGUGGAUACAUUGCUUUGAUAACGUUACAGCUAUUUUAUUUGUGGUGGCUAUAAGUGGUUACGAUCAAUGUUUAGCAGAGGAUAGAGCAUCGAUGCAUGAAGCACUUAUGCUGUUUGAUACAACAUGUAAUUCACACUGGUUCAUAAAGACAUCCAUGAUCUUACUACUAAACAAGAUUGAUAUUUUUAAGAAAAAGAUAAACUAUUCACCUAUCGAACAUUACUUUCCUGAUUACCAAGGUCAUGUUCAUAACUUGGAUACAGCUAAAAACUACUUCAAGCAGAGGUUUCAAAGGCUAAACAGAAAUCCAGACAAGAGAAUCUAUGUUCAUUUUACAGACGCAACGGAUACUCAUUUAUUACAAAAUGUGAUGGUAGCAGUAUCAGAUAUUAUCAUCAAUGAAAAUUUGAAUAGUAUCAUGGUUAUUUAA
This is a messenger RNA of Rhizopus microsporus ATCC 52813, 1068 nucleotides long. Its product is annotated as G protein alpha subunit. NCBI's taxonomy places the organism in Eukaryota, Fungi, Mucoromycota, Mucoromycetes, Mucorales, Rhizopodaceae. Gene Ontology annotation, molecular function: G protein-coupled receptor binding; G-protein beta/gamma-subunit complex binding; GTP binding. The transcript has 6 exons. Gene Ontology annotation, cellular component: heterotrimeric G-protein complex. Gene Ontology annotation, biological process: G protein-coupled receptor signaling pathway. The record is from RefSeq and is a predicted model, not a curated record. The coding region runs from base 1 to 1068 and encodes 355 amino acids.